AAAAAGAAACAACACACAGAUCAUAAAAAAGAACAACUCCUACUUUUGUCCUUAAAAAGCCCGAAACCUCUUUUGUCUAAUCUAACAAACCUUAACAUUUACGAAAUUGAACUGAAAAUGGUGUCUUCCAAAGGAGUUGCUAAUAGCAAAAUUGAUGAUGAUGAUGGUGGUGGUGACAAAUUGAUGAGAAAAGUGUUGGGUUUGGGUUUUUCGGUACAAGGAUUCAGGUGUUUUCCAUGGUUGGUUGUGAGUUUCUUUCUCAAAGAUGGUCUUAAUGUUAAUCCUUCAACUCUUCAAAUUCUUCUAAGUUCUGCAAAUCUUCCUAUGGUUGGAAAACCUCUUUAUGGUCUUGUUUCAGAUUCUGUCUAUAUUUCUGGUCAACAUCGUGUUCCCUACAUUGCUUUUGGAGCUUUCUUGCAGGCACUGUCAUGGCUAGCAAUAGCAAUCUCUCCGUCAAGCAUAUCUGUUUUCACUAUCUCUAUAUAUCUUCUCCUUAGUAAUCUAGGCGCUUCAAUAACUGAGGUAGGAAAUGAUGCCAUUGUUGCCGAGAUGGGUAAACAGCCUCCGUCUUCAACCAAGCACUCUCAACAACCAUCUUCCUCAGGCAAUCUUCAAUCCUUUGUUUGGAUAGCUUCCUCUGUAGGAGGAGUCGCCGGCAACCUUCUUGGCGGCAUUUUCAUCAGCCGCCUCUCUCCACAAUCCAUGUUUAUGUUUUUUGGUCUUCUUGUUGCUCUCCAAUUCUUCAUAACCAUUUCGAUUCGCGAAAGCUCUCUUGGACUUCCAAAGAAUCCAUCUAUUGGGAUAAAGAAACAGCUUUCAGAACUAUCGGCUGCACUAAGAAAACCCAAAAUCGCAUAUUCAAUCUCAUGGUUUGCAUUAUCUUAUGCAGUUGUUCCCUUACUUAACGGAACCAUGUUCUUUUACCAGACACAAUACUUGAAAAUCGACUCGUCAGUAUUAGGUAUCUCCAAGGUUUUUGGUCAGGCAACAAUGCUUCUAUGGGGCGUUAUAUAUAAUCGAUACCUGAAAUCUAUAUCACCUAGGAAACUGAUAUCAGCGAUUCAAGCAACAAUUGCAUUCUUAAUGAUUUCAGAUGUCUUAUUUGUGCGCGGUUUCUAUAGACAAAUGGGCGUGCCGGAUACACUCUAUGUUGUGAUUUUCUCAGGAUUCUUGGAGGUUCUAUUUUUCUUUAAGUUUCUUCCUUUCACUGUGUUAUUAGCACAGCUAUGUCCACAAGGUUGUGAAGGGUCAAUAAUGGCAUUUCUUAUGUCUGCUGUUGCAUUGGCAUUCAUUGUGAGUGGAUACCUUGGUGUUGCACUUGCAUCUUAUAUUAAGAUAACAGGAAGUGAUUUUUCAGGAUUAUCACUUGGACUUGUGAUACAAGCUUCAUGUACUUUGUUGCCAAUAUUUUGGUCAUCAUGCAUACCUGAAUAUGUAAAAACAAAAGACAAGCGUAAAGACUAAUUAAUGUAAUAGCUUUUAGAAAUGUGAUAGUGAUUUAAGGUGUUGAGCAAA
This is a messenger RNA of Medicago truncatula (barrel medic), 1515 nucleotides long. Its product is annotated as probable folate-biopterin transporter 7. The transcript is spliced from 2 exons. The coding region runs from base 118 to 1464 and encodes 448 amino acids. The record is from RefSeq and is a predicted model, not a curated record. Lineage: Eukaryota; Viridiplantae; Streptophyta; Magnoliopsida; Fabales; Fabaceae.